CUUGACUUCCGUCAAUCCCAGAAGACAAACCAGAGCCGAAGAACAAAAAAAAAACCACAACUUUCACUCCCGCAAUCGAAGACAGAUGAGAAGCAGGAGGCUGCUCCGCGAUCUCCUCCCGCGGCUGUCCAAACCCACCGAUUCCCUCGCCCAAAUCCGCCAGAAGCCACAACUUUCCACCAAAUCCGGCCAGGAUGCGGCGCAAUCCGCCGCCGCUAAGGCCGCCGACCCAGCCCGCGCGGUGUCGCUGCUGGCCGAGCGCGACUGGUUCGCGCGGAUCAACUCGGAGUUCGCCGCGCCACUCCGGGAGCUGGGCCCGCGCUUCGUCGUCCGCGCGCUGCAGCGCGCCGCCGCCGCCGACGAGCCGCUCCUCUGCGUGCGCCUCUACGUCUGGGCGUCCCGGUUCGGGCAGCGCUUCGCGCGGGACCGGUCCGUGCGGCGCGCGCUCGGGGACGCGCUGUGGCGGCGCGGGCCCGUGGUGCUCUCGGCCGCGCUGGUCGCCGACGUGCGCGGCUGCGGCUGCGAGGUCUCGGAGGACCUGCUGUGCGCGCUGGUGGAGAGCUGGGGCAGGCUCGGGCUGGCGCACUACGCCCACGAGGUGUUCGUGCAAAUGCCGCGCCUCGGACUGCGCCCCAGCACGGCCGUCUACAACGCUGUGAUCGCGGCGUCCGUGCGGGCUGGCGCGGUGGACGCCGCGUACCUCAGGUUCCAGCAGAUGCCUGCGGAUGGGUGCCGGCCGGACUGCUUCACGUACAACACGCUCGUGCACGGAGUCUGCCGGCGCGGGAUCGUGGAUGAGGCGCUGAGGCUGGUGAAGCAGAUGGAGGGUGUGGGGAUCAGGCCGAAUGUUUUCACGUACACAAUGCUGGUUGAUGGGUUCUGCAAUGCUGGCAGAGUGGAAGAAGCUGUUGGUGUGUUGGAGAGGAUGAAGGAGAAGGGUGUGCUGGCGACUGAGCCUACUUACAGGACUCUGGUUCAUGGUGCAUUUCGUUGCCUGGGAAAAGAAAGGGCUUACAGGAUGCUGAGUGAGUGGAUUGAGAGUGAUCCUACUGUGCAUUCGAGUGCAUAUCAUACUUUGCUGUAUUGCCUCUCGAAGAACGACAUGGCGAGAGAGGCAGUUCAGUUUGUGAAGAAGAUGGGCAAAAGGGGAUAUCUCCUUGACAGCACAACAUUCAGUAUCGUGAUCCCUUGUGCUGUGAAAUUCUUGGAGUCCAAUGAUCUGUGUGAGUUGGUGGAUGAUUUCAUCAAGAAAGGGGGAAAUUUGGGAUUUGAUAUGUAUAUUACGAUUAUCAAAUCCUUGUUGAGGUGCAAGGAUAUCUCAAAGGCAAAGUUGUAUUUAAGUCAGAUGGUUUCAGAUGGACUUUUGUCUAGUGUGGCAUCCUACAACAUGGUGAUUGAUUGCCUUGCUAAGGCAGGUGAGGUGGAAAGAGUACUGGAGACCAUCAAAGUUAUGCAAGAGUCAGGUUUCUCUCCUAAUCUCGUGACUUUUAACACACUGAUAAAUGGAUAUUUAAAACUAGGCAAUGUACAUGAUGCAAAGGCAGUUCUUAAGAUGCUCAUGGAACAUGGUUUCAUGCCAGAUGUCAUUACUUUUACCUCCCUUAUUGACGGGCUAUGUCGUGCCCAUCAGCUGGAUGAUGCCUUUACUUGCUUCAGUGAGAUGUCUGAGUGGGGUGUUAGGCCGAAUGUCCAGACUUACAAUGUUCUAAUACAUGGAUUUUGUUCAGCAGGGCAUGUUAACAAGGCUGUUGAAGUUCUUAAUAAGAUGAAAAUGGAUGGUAUUACACCUGAUGCAUAUUCCUUCAAUGCACCUAUUUUAAGUUUUUGCAGGAUGAGAAAAAUAGAGAAAGCUCUAAAACUUUUUAAUGCCAUGUCAAGAUAUGGUGUAUCUCCAGACAGUUACACAUACAAUGCCCUGAUAAAAGCUCUAUGUGAUGAAAGAAGAGUUGAUGAAGCUAAAGAAAUUGUACUUGCAAUGGAGUCCAGUUCCUGCAUUGCUGCUAAUCAACAUACAUAUUGGCCAGUUGUUGGUGCACUGACUAAAAUGGGUCGUUUCAAUGAAGCAGGAAUGUUCAUGAAUAAACUUCAUAGAAAAACUGCCCACUUAGGUUCCAGUGCUUGUUUAAGGCCAGGGUCAGAUAUUUUGGUCCAGACUGUCAAAGCAUGACUUAUCAGUUACAUGAUAUUUUGCUACAUGAUGCUGUCUUCUCCUUUGAUGAAAAGAUCUAUAUCCUCAUCGCUGCUAAGCUACUGUACAACUAAUGUCUACCAUUGCUUCACAUGAUCUAUUUCAGUCGUGUUUAUUAUCUCCACCCUUUGUUUUCCUAUUGAGCCAUCCAUAAUAGUGGUGACAGUAUGCUUGCAUUCUCUCAGAAAAUGUUGAUCAAGAACUGGGCUUCUUAGUGCUUUGAGGAAUUUAGCAUUGGGAUACACGACAUUUCAAGGAUGCAAUGAAUUUGGGCUUGUCCCUCUGAAAUCCUAUUCAGAACAAUUCGGCCAUGCAACAUCUAAAACGAUUGGCACGCUCAGGCGAAAUAUCCAGGACCAGGCAAAUGGAAAAUAUUGAGGCCGUUGUGCUGGCAAUAAAUAAAUCUGCAAACAACCACUCAUUCGUGGCAAGGCUAGCGAAGCCAUUAAAAUUAAAUAGCGAUCAAACAUGGUAAAAAUUUCGGCUAUUGGGGUAGAUAUUCACGCCGGUUCUUCUUUGAGAUAAACACGACAGAUUCUAUCUGAAGCCUUCUUAUGCCAAGAUAAACAGUGUAGGACUGAUAAAUGCAUGGGAUUUUUUUCAAAGCUCUGAUAACGAAUGGGAACCUGUUUCUGUUUAUGGAACCCAUGUGUAUAAUUCGGAUGGAGGCAGACGUUCACAGCAGGGAGGUGUUUGUCCAGGUUUCCCCUUCACGCCGCAGGUGCCCAAGUCCAACUCCGUUGUGGCCCUGUCAAUGCCACUAUGUUGUGGCCCUGUCAAUAAUUGCCACUAUGUUUGGCGAAUGCUAGACCUGUCAAUGCCACUAUGUUGUGGUUGUGGCCCUGUCAACAAUUGCUACGUAAGGCCAGUCUCAAUGGCCUGUUUCAAUGCACUGUUUCCAAAACAAAUCUGUUGACAGAACAUCAAUGAAACAAACAAUGAAACAACCUCCACAAUG
This is a messenger RNA of Sorghum bicolor (sorghum), 3146 nucleotides long. RefSeq names its product putative pentatricopeptide repeat-containing protein At3g16890, mitochondrial. The record is from RefSeq and is a predicted model, not a curated record. The transcript is spliced from 2 exons. Bases 86 to 2167 code for a protein of 693 amino acids. Gene Ontology annotation, molecular function: protein binding. NCBI's taxonomy places the organism in Eukaryota, Viridiplantae, Streptophyta, Magnoliopsida, Poales, Poaceae.